This is a messenger RNA of Dioszegia hungarica, 1332 nucleotides long. RefSeq names its product ribonuclease T2-like protein. The record is from RefSeq and is a predicted model, not a curated record. Bases 1 to 1332 code for a protein of 443 amino acids. Lineage: Eukaryota; Fungi; Basidiomycota; Tremellomycetes; Tremellales; Bulleribasidiaceae. Gene Ontology annotation, molecular function: RNA binding; ribonuclease T2 activity. The transcript has 7 exons. Gene Ontology annotation, cellular component: extracellular region. Gene Ontology annotation, biological process: RNA catabolic process.
AUGCUCGCUCUCACCCUCCUCUCCCUCCUCCCUCUUCUUGUCCCCGCCUCGGCGCUCACCGUGAGGACCCGCGCCGCCGACCCGGUCCCGGCCGACCUUACGCACCUCUCCAAUGGCGCCCGUAUGGCUCGUGGUCUUCCCCUUCGCAAGCCUAUCGCCCGUGACGAAGGUGCUCGUCUCCGCGCUCGUCAAGCCACUCCGUCUGGUACCGUCGGCACCCUCUCCGUCUGCGGCAAUUACCAGGCCAGCGACUUUGGACAGAGCUGCACAGCUGCCGCCAACCCCGCCGGUCCCGGUGGGACCUGCUGCACGGACUCGCCAGGUGGUCUCAUGCUGCUCACCCAGUUUUGGGACGCUGGAGCUGCAUCGGCCGGCCCCGCCAACUCGUGGACCCUCCACGGUCUCUGGCCCGACAACUGUGACUCCACUUACGAGGAGUACUGUGACCCCAGCAGGGAGCGCUCUGCCAUCCGCUCGAUCCUGACCAACAACGGCCAGACCGCUCUCGAAUGGAACAAGCACGGAACGUGCAUCUCUUCGCUCGACAAGGCAUGCUACACUGCCCCUCGCGAGAACGGGGAGCUCAUCACCUACUUCCAGCGCUCCGUCUCCACCUUCCAGUCCCUCCCAUCGUACGACUGGCUCGCAGCGGACGGCAUCAUCCCUACCAACAACGCCACAUACACCAGCGCCCAAAUCCUCUCGGCCCUCACAAAGUCGUAUGGCUUCACUCCUGUCAUCAGGUGCCAGUCUGGCUCGCUCAGCGAGGUUUGGUACUUUUACAACUCCAAGGGUGGUAUCGUCGACGGGUCUUUGGUCAAGACUGGUGCCGUCGGGGACUCUAGCAACUGCCCUGCUACCGGCAUCCGCUACCUGCCCAAGUACACGGUCAACCCCAACCCACCUUCCACCGUCCCGGCGAUCAUCGGCGCUCCUCCCUCUGCCGCCGGUGUUCGAGGCUUUGUCUACCCUACUUACAGCGAUGGCAGUCGGGAGGACCGAGCUUGUCUCAUCCGAGUCGGCGUCUGGUUCAAGGGCACCUGUGCUGGCUACACCUCCGUCACCCCUCCCGCUGGCUCCCCCGCUGGAUCCUUCCAGCUCCAAACCGGCGGUGGUCUCUGCGGGAUUCUCGCCGCCGACAACCGCUUCAGCUGUGCCGCUAGCUUCACCGCGGCCACCGCCGCCGUCUUCCAAUUCAACGCGGAGGGCGAGAUGAGCAUCAUGGGCCAGGAGGCAUUCGGCAGUACCAAGGUACCGGGGACGGACCAGGUGCCUGUGUAUCUGGGCCCGGCUCAGGCCGUGGACUAUUCUCUGGUCUUUGUGCCGCAGUGA